Molecule: messenger RNA, 2307 nt
Organism: Vitis riparia (riverbank grape)
Lineage: Eukaryota; Viridiplantae; Streptophyta; Magnoliopsida; Vitales; Vitaceae
Product: probable 28S rRNA (cytosine(4447)-C(5))-methyltransferase
Exons: 18
Coding region: 108-1967 (619 amino acids)
Biological process (GO): maturation of LSU-rRNA; rRNA base methylation
Cellular component (GO): nucleolus
Molecular function (GO): RNA binding; rRNA (cytosine-C5-)-methyltransferase activity
Source: RefSeq, a predicted model, not a curated record
CUCUUCUCUCUCGGGCAUCAAGAACCCUUUUCUGAAGGUGUCCUCCAACGAGAGAAUCCCUAAAAAAGCCCUAUUUUCCUCUGCUACUCUCAAUCCUCGCAGUUAUAAUGGCCCCUGCAGCCCUUAAUAAGAAAAAGGUCACAAAAUCACAAAAACCUCCACCUCAAAAGAAGCAAAAGAAGGAAGUUUUCACUGCUAAGCCUCCAAAGAAACACGACAUUUCUGAUGAUUCUGAUAGCCCAACUGAAGAAAUAGUAGAUCAUGAAGGACUUUUUGAAGAAGAAAAUGAAGAAGAUGGGUUUGAUUCUCAUUCUGAAGCUUCUUCUGAUGGAGAUGAUCCAUUCACUGAUGAUUUCCUCCAAGGAGGUGAUGAUGAAGAGGAAGGUUCAGGUUCAGGUUCAGAUUCAGGUUCAGAUUCAGAUUCAGAUUCAGAUGAAUUUGAUAUUGAGAAGAAGUCAAGAGCUAUUGAUGAAGAAAGGGCAAGGGAAGAAGAAGAAGCAGGGGCUGAAAUGCAGCUCAACAUUAAAGAAGAAUCUGACGAGUUCAGAUUGCCAACCAAAGAGGAGCUUCAAGAAGAGGCACGCCAACCCCCUGAUCUCCCAAAUCUUCAGCGGAGGAUAAAAGAAAUUGUUCGAGUACUGUCAAAUUUUAAGUCUUUGAGGCAAGAGGGGGCUCAACGGAAGGAUUACGUUGAGCAGCUCAAGGUCGAUUUAGGUUCAUACUAUGGUUACAACGAAUUCCUCAUUGGGGUUUUGGUGGAGAUGUUUCCUGUUGUUGAACUUAUGGAACUUAUUGAAGCUUUUGAAAAACCUCGACCUAUUUGUCUACGGACGAAUACCUUGAAGACACGUAGAAGGGAUUUGGCUGAUGUUCUGUUGAACAGAGGGGUAAAUUUAGAUCCCUUGAGCAAGUGGUCAAAAGUUGGUUUGGUCGUGUAUGACUCACAAGUGCCAAUUGGUGCCACUCCUGAAUAUAUGGCUGGUUUUUACAUGCUGCAAAGUGCAAGCUCAUUUUUGCCUGUGAUGGCUCUUGCCCCUCAAGAAAAGGAACGGAUUGUUGAUAUGGCGGCUGCACCUGGUGGGAAGACAACCUACAUUGCUGCUCUUAUGAAAAACAGCGGGAUGAUCUUCGCAAAUGAGAUGAAGGAGCCAAGGCUCAAGUCACUCACCGCAAAUUUACAUCGUAUGGGUGUCACGAAUACUGUGGUCUGUAACUACGACGGAAAAGAGCUGCCCAAGGUUUUGGGUCACAAUACAGUUGAUAGAGUGUUAUUGGAUGCCCCUUGCAGCGGGACUGGGGUUAUAUCAAAAGAUGAAUCCGUCAAAACUUCUAAAAGCUUGGAAGAUAUACAGAAAUGUGCUCAUUUACAGAAGCAACUAAUACUUGCUGCCAUUGACAUGGUGGAUGCCAAUUCAAAAUCUGGGGGAUAUAUUGUCUAUUCCACGUGCUCGAUAAUGAUUCCUGAGAAUGAAGCAGUUAUAGAUUAUGCACUGAAGAAGAGGAAUGUAAAACUUGUACCAUGUGGACUUGAUUUUGGGCGUCCUGGGUUUACACGGUUUAGGGAACAUCGGUUUCAUCAAUCAUUAGAAAAGACUAGGCGUUUCUAUCCCCAUGUUCACAACAUGGAUGGAUUUUUUGUGGCAAAGUUGAAGAAAAUGAGCAACUCUAAGCCAAAUCCAACACCUUCAGAACCAUCAGAAGUGGAGGAGCAAGCUCCUGAGGAAAAUGACAGCGACAGCGAAUUGAACAUGGGAGAAAAAACUCAACAGCAUCCUGGUAAAAGAGGGACAAAAAAGGAAAAUGGGGGUUUGAAGAAUGCAGCUCCUGAAAAUGGGAAAAAAGAAUCCCCAUCCACCACCACAAAGAGGAAGAAGAGGAAAUUCCCUUCCAGAGAAGAAAUCUCAAAAGCCAGAGAAGAGAAGAGAAAAACUAUGAGGGAAAAGAAGGGUGCAAGCAAAAGGAGUUGAAGUUAUUACUCGUAUGACAGCAGCAGCAGCAGAACAUAAAGAGCCAAGUGCUAAGCAGACAAUAUUUUUGGGGUGUAUUCAGGGCUAAGUCAGGCAUGCGAGAAGAGGAUUCAACCAAGAAGCAAAGAAGUAGAACAGCUUCUAACAGUGUGAUGGAACAGACAGCUACAUUUUGGUUUUGAAGGAGAAGACUUAAAAGUUAACUUGGCCUUAUGGGGCACAGCCCCAGUCCCAAAAUUUUUGUUUUCCUUUUUAUUAUUGUUUGUGUUGUAUUAGUCUUUCAGUUGUUUGGGCAGAAUUGUAUGCAUCCACUUUAUGAUAAAAGCAUAUAGUUUAUCUA